Messenger RNA from Exophiala oligosperma, 1669 nucleotides. RefSeq lists its product as uncharacterized. NCBI's taxonomy places the organism in Eukaryota, Fungi, Ascomycota, Eurotiomycetes, Chaetothyriales, Herpotrichiellaceae. The record is from RefSeq and is a predicted model, not a curated record. The transcript has 2 exons. Bases 28 to 1539 code for a protein of 503 amino acids. Gene Ontology annotation, cellular component: alpha DNA polymerase:primase complex. Gene Ontology annotation, biological process: DNA replication, synthesis of primer.
CAAGGACCUUCAACAAGAACCACAAAGAUGAUGCGUACAGAGACGAGGUUCGACCCAAAGCGCAAGAAGGUCGACUACAAAAAGACCCAAUUUGCAACAGCCUCCUACAAAGACCAAGGUUACCCGUUUCGCCUAUCUUUCUAUGAUGUCCCGCCAACUCAAGAAAUCAGUCUGGAGGAGUUUGAGACCUGGGCUAUUGAUAGACUGAGGAUUCUUGCCGAGAUCGAAGCAUGUUCUUUCAGAAACAAAUCUCCCCAAGAGACAGCUGCACACCUCGAGCCAUUGCUUAAGAAAUACCUCCCUCUCUCUUCCAACUCUUCUGCACCCGGUGGUGUCGUCGACCAACGCUUACGAAAUGAGCGACGCAAAGACCACUAUUCUCACUUCAUACUACGGUUGGCUUUUUCAGGCACGGAAGAUCUACGCAAACGUUUUGCCAGGGUAGAGACGAUGCUCUUCAAACUACGUUUUCAAGCAGAUGACAGCCGAGAGAGGAGAGCCUUUGUCGAGAGUUUGAACCUGAACUGGGAGCUGGUCCAACAAGAGGAGAAGCAACAACUUGGCGAACAGCUACUGUCGGCGACACCCGGUCUACGCAGACUUGAGGAUGAGAACUGGUUCAAAGUUGACUGGACACGGGUGCCGGAAUUGGUGGAGCAUCGGACCAUUCUCGUUAGGAAAGGCAAGGCAUAUGUUCCUAUGCGGGAACAAACCAGUAUGGUUUUGACAGAAUUUGCCAAUCGCCUCGAGAAAGGUCUCGAGAUGACCUCACGUGCUCUGCCACGUCUUGACGAAGAUGACCGCCUCACGCCUAUAUUGAACCACCUCUCCAAAAACUUUGCCACUCCUGAUGCCGGAUAUUCGGAAUCGGACUCAUCCCUUGCUGGCGCUCCUAUCACGGCAGCGAACAUUGACGGGCUGUCCCAACAUUUCCCUUUGUGCAUGAAACACCUUCAUUCCACUCUACGCAAGAACAGCCAUCUCAAGCACUUUGGACGAUUGCAGUAUUCUUUGUUCUUGAAAGGAAUUGGCCUCACGCUGGAGGACUGCUUGUUGUUCUGGCGACAGAGCUUCAAGCUGAUUACCGACGAUCAGUUCAACAAGGAAUAUCGAUACAACAUACGUCACGUGUACGGCGAUGUCGGUGGGGAUGUGAAUCGACGUGGCAGAGGAUACGCGCCAUACUCAUGCCAGAAGAUUCUGACGGAACAUCCACCCGGUACAGGCGAGGCACAUGGCUGCCCUUAUCGACAUUUCAGCGUUGACAAUCUCACGAGCAUGCUUCAAGCGACCGGUGUCCACGACCGAGACGUGUUGCGAGGGGUCAAGGAAGAUGUAGAGAAGAAGAGGUAUCACAUUGCUUGCAACAGAGUGUUUGACUGGGCUCACAAGGCCGAGAUCAAGAAAGUCAAGGACGAAGGGAUCUGGGGUCCAGCCGAAUUGGAGACCAUUGUUCACCCCAACACAUACUUUAAGAGGUCAUAUCUGUUGAAGAAUCUGGGCUCGUUACCCCAGCAGGAUGUGAAAAUGGAGGAAUGAUUUGUUCUGAUUUGUGUAAUGACUAGGUAGGCAUUGGCGUUGGCAUUGGAAUUGGGAAAUGGGUUUUCAAGCCGGGUACUUGGAUAGGAAUAGGUAUGUUUGUUUCAAAAGAACAAUGACGCCAGUGUCC